AUCACUUUCCUCUUGAAAUCGUGCAACAUCCAGUUACUAAAAACCAAAACACUUCCGUGAAGGGAAAAAAAUAAAAGAAAAAUAUUGUUUUAAACAUUUUCCGCGUUCCAAGAAGGGACCAAGAAUUUCUUCCGAAUUAUUUGACGUGAAAAUGCUCAGGAAAUAGCCACUGCCUUAUUGGUUGUGCAAGAAAGUUGAAUUAUGUUAUCAGUUGCCAGACUUUUGCGACCUUCAUCUUAUCACGAAGCCAUCAAAUAUGCGAGAACGUCAUUUGUCGUGCUCCAGCAGCAACAUUCGCUAUUUGCGUCGGAAUCGAGUGUCAAAAAGCCCAAUUUCCAGAUAAAAACUGCACGCGGCGUCGAAGUUAUCGAAGAUGUCACGCAACGAACAAAGCAAAAAUGGCAAACGAAGAAACAGGACAUCCAAAAGUUGAAGGUGAAAAUUUCGGAUGACAUCAAGGAAAAGAAGGAAAAGGUCAAGGAGGUGAAGGAACGUGUUGAGGAAGUAAUUGAACGCGAAAAUGUCUUGACAAUUCCGAAUUUCCUCACAGUUGGCAGGAUUUUAGUUACGCCGUAUUUGGGUUAUGUGAUUGUGCAGGGAGAUUUUCCCUUUGCGAUGGGAAUGUUAGCUGUUGCUGCUGUAACUGACCUCUUGGAUGGCUAUAUCGCUCGAAAUUGGCCCGGACAAGCUAGCAGAGCGGGUUCUUUCCUCGAUCCAAUGGCUGAUAAAAUUCUCAUUGGAUGUCUCGUUGUGUCACUUACGUACGGAGGACUUUUUCCGCUGUGGUUAACUGGACUUGUCGUGUCGCGCGAUGUCUUGUUGAUCCUCAUUGGCUUCGCAAUUCGGUAUAAAAGUCUCCCGCCGCCACGUACAAUAGCUCGCUACUUUGAUGCAACUCUCGUAACCGCCCAACUCGCUCCUACAUUCAUCAGUAAAGUUAACACAGCAAUUCAAUUGACAGCGCUCGGUGUCUCGCUCGGAGCUCCCGUAUGGAAUUACAUUGAUCAUCCGUAUCUUCAUGGAUUGUGGUAUUUUACGGGAUUUACGACGAUUGCAGCUGCCCUUAGUUACGCCUUGACGAAAAAUACUUAUAAAAUUUUGAAGAAUGGAUCGCGAUCGGCCAAGUAAUGCGCGUUUUGUUAGUUUUAUAGGAAUAAAAAAAAUGGAAGUUGUUAAAAAAUUUUACAAAAAAAUCGUUUCAACUAAAAAUUAAGAAUUUAUUUAAACACCCACGAUAUAUUUGGGCAUCUUGUACAUCUCA
Messenger RNA from Culicoides brevitarsis, 1261 nucleotides. RefSeq names its product probable cardiolipin synthase (CMP-forming) (gene CLS). The coding region runs from base 202 to 1128 and encodes 308 amino acids. Gene Ontology annotation, molecular function: cardiolipin synthase (CMP-forming) activity. The record is from RefSeq and is a predicted model, not a curated record. Gene Ontology annotation, biological process: cardiolipin biosynthetic process. The transcript is spliced from 2 exons. Gene Ontology annotation, cellular component: mitochondrion; membrane. Lineage: Eukaryota; Metazoa; Arthropoda; Insecta; Diptera; Ceratopogonidae.